This is a messenger RNA of Acaulospora colombiana, 385 nucleotides long. Lineage: Eukaryota; Fungi; Glomeromycota; Glomeromycetes; Diversisporales; Acaulosporaceae. The record is from the annotation of a GenBank genome assembly.
CGCUGUUCCUCUCGUACCUCCCAAAAGCAAGAAACCCAAGGGAAAAGGAAAACCCGCACCAGCCUUCGGGGAAGAUGAGGAGCUCGAAGGAUUAAAUGCACAGUCCUCGGCAGACGGUGCAGCGGUGGGCAGAAUGGUUGAUGCUGCGCCCGUUAGUUGGGCCAGAGGUACCAUCAAUUGGAACAACAGCAUGAUAAUCGUGCAUUGCACGGACUGCUUCACAUGUGCCCUUGAACAACCUGACCAUUUCUUUCUCCCCGAAACGAGUAUUGUUGACAGUAUUUGCGUUAAUAGCAUCUUGCAAGUUGCCGCGCUAAAACCCAAAUAUCGUCAACUCUUUAGACUCAGUGCCUGGGAUGGCCGAGCACACCUUAUACAGGGGUAG